Molecule: messenger RNA, 1139 nt
Organism: Cryptomeria japonica (Japanese cedar)
Lineage: Eukaryota; Viridiplantae; Streptophyta; Pinopsida; Cupressales; Cupressaceae
Exons: 6
Coding region: 39-1139 (366 amino acids)
Source: RefSeq, a predicted model, not a curated record
GUCCUCCCUGUAUUAUCUCCUUCCUGUUAGUAUUAGCAAUGGGCAACUAUUCUUUUCCUUCAUUCUGCUGCUUCUCAUCCUCUUCAACUGCUGAGGAAGUAUUUGCUUCUCAGCAUAACACCAUUGCUGGACCUUCCACUACUGUAGAGUCUGAUUUCCAAAGUUUUCUACACAAAUUCAAUGAUAUUAGCCAGCUUAACGAUCUGAUUCAAUAUAUCGAGAAGCUGUUAGAUAACAAAUCAGAUAAGAAGAGUGAAGAAGCAUCAAUAAGUCCAUUUAUCAAGGAUGGUCAAACAUUGCUGGAAACAGUUGAGAAGCACAUUGACAGACUUCAUGACAAGCAAGAUUUCAAGGAUGCAGUGAGUGCAGAGACAGAGAAAGUAGUUAUGAAUUUUCUCAAGGGUGCUGGAAAACUUCAUUGGGUGGUAGCAGCACUCUCUGUAGUAGGAUUUGCAUUGGAGAGAUAUAAUCAGAUGUCAAAAAACUACCAGGAGUGCCUUGAACUUCUCAAAGACAUGUUUAAUCUUGCAAAGCACAUAGUGUGGUUGAAUGAUCAAAUGCCAGAGCAGAAGCACAAACUAAAUGAGGCAGUCCAAUGCAUCGUGGUUGGAUGCACUAUGUGCGUUUCACAAUCAACAAGGACAGAAUUUUUUAGGUGCUUUCGCCGCAUUUUCAACCGGAGGCGUCUUGGAGCAGACUUUGAACCGCCCCAGGCAUUCUGGCCAUUUACACAACGUUUCAGGUUUCUUACUGCUUCUGUGAAUGCUGAGAGUUUACAAGAUUUCCAAGGCAAAAAAAUCGAUUAUAUGUCGAUCUCACAUUGUUGGGAAAUCCUAACACAGCUUUGCUGCAAACUUACAGUUGGAAUCCAGAGCGGACUGGAAAGUGUAAUUCAACUCCUUGAUUUGAAUGCACAGGAUGCAUUACCGAUUGUUGUGGUUGUGUACGGUCUUGGGGGAAUUGGGAAAACGACACUUGCUGAUGCUGUUUAUGCACAGAUUGACCUCAAAACUUAUAAACAUUGUAGAAUUCAUAUGGAUCAAAAUUGUACGAAGAAAGAUCUUAAAGCCCUUCAACAACAGAUUUUGUAUGGACUGUUUCAACAGAAUGUGGAAUUGACAGACUGUGACAAAGGUUGA